GUCUUCUGCCUAUGUCUUCUCUCUCGAACACACCGAGACUUCAUGCUCUCAUACGCAAUUCUUAGUGAUUUCAGCUUGUUUUGUUUGUUUUUUCGUUCAGUUGUGAUUUGUUGAUCCAGUUUUGAAAGUUGAUUACGAAAGAAGUCCAUAUCGUAUAUACGUUUGUUUACUAUACCGGAGUUUUGUUUUCCGUUGCUAACGCCGGUGAAAGUAGUACCACUAUGUCACAGAUCGGUGAAAGUACUACCACUAUGUCACAGAUCGGCCGUUGUUAUCAUCAGAUAUGAUUUACUCUGUUUUCCGUUGCUAGCGCCGGUGAAAGUACGACCACUAUGUCACAGAUCGGCCGUUUUUAUCAUCAGAUCUGAUUUCCUCUGUUCUCCGUUCCUAACGCCGGUGAAAGUACGACCACUAUGUCACAGAUCGGCCGUUUUUAUCAUCAAAUCUGAUUUCCUCUGUUCUCCGUUGCUAACGCCGGUGAAAGUACUACCACUAUAUCACAGAUCGGCCGUUUUUAUCAUCAGAUCUGAUUUCCUCGGCGUUACCUACACAACUAAAGGACACCAGUUAAAAAUUACCGAUCUACAAAGCAGGGCAGACAGACAGGGUAGAGAGAUGCAAUAAAACAAUUGAAUCAUUUUUUAAUAGCCAUCUUUUACUCGUACCAGUAAAAGAAAAGAGUGUGUUCUUUACAGGAUUGUGAGUGAUCAGAUGUGUUACAGGACAGAGUGAUACUUACUAAAGAUAAAAUAUUGAAGCUUUAAGAGUUUUCUGUUACAGGGUGCAUGCCAGUUUCUGGGAAAGAAGAGCUUGCGAUGCAGUCUAGUAGCUCAUUGACAGGUAUCCCUAUAAAGAAGAGAAGGUUCCCGUUUGUUUUGCCUUCAUCUCCUCCACCUGAGGAGGGAACUUCUUUUCAUGAUGAAAGCAAUUUAAAGAAUGGAGAAUCUAGUUCUACCCAAAGAUCAUCUUUCAACCCUAUUGAUACUGUUGGGUGUACCAUUAAAUCUGAUGUUAGCAAGAAUCCUCUUUUGGAGGUGAAACAAGAAAGGCCAGGUGGGGCACAUGUUAGCUUUGGUCAACCGGUCAUGGAUUCAUCUGGAUCCAAACUAGUUGAAGCAGAUAAGACCUCUGUUCAAUCCACUGAGGAGCCUCUUGGAUCCAUACUUGCUGAAGCUGCAGCAAACAUUACUUCUGCCCAAAUUAAUGAGGAAUCUUUGGAAUCCAAAGUUGAGGUCAUUAACAGGAAGAUUUGCUCAGGUUCUACCAAUAGUGCUGAUAAUUGUGUUAAGGGAUCGUUGACUGAAAGCAGCCUUGAAGUUGUAGAAAACAUUCCAGUUAAUGUCAAGAUGGAAAACAUUGGUAAACAAGCAGAAGGCAACAUUAAAUUUCAAUCUUCUGCACAUUCAGGAAGAAACAUUGAAUUGUCUUUAGGACCACAAAGACAUAACCUUCCUUUGGGAGUACAAAGACAUAACCUUCCUUUGGGAGUGCAAAACAGAGGAGGUUCUGAGAUGCCUAAUAAUUUGGAUACAUCAUUGUUAUCUCUUUCUUUGAACAAAGAAAAAGCUAUUGAUUCUCAAAUUGGAAGAUCAAACAGUAGGUCCAAUGAUGAUAGUCCUGAUAUCGAUACUAAUAGAUCAAACUGGGAUUUGAACAUUACUAUGGAUGCAUGGGAGGGUUCUGGUAAUGGCUUUCAAGAUACAGAUAAUAUUGAUGCUCUAAGCAAAAUCAGUACUAGAGAUGACUUAAAACCUAGUUUAAGCUCAUUUAGUAUGCUUGGUGCUUGCAGUGAUAAAGGGAAGCAAAUUUGUGGAGUUUUUGAGCAGAUAUCUAGUAAACAAUCUAGCAAGUCAGAGGAUUCAAUUUUCCUUAGUCUUGGUAACACUUUCCAUGGUUUGGACUUUAGUAAGAGGCAGUUUGGUUCAAUGACCAAGGCAGACUCAAUUCCACAUACUAUUCCUAGAACCAUUACAAACAUGAAUUCUGUUGGAUGUGAUACUGUUAAGGUAGAACCUAUUGAUGAAAGUGAGAGGGGAAACAUAUUACCUGUUGAAUUUCCAAUCAAGUGUGCAGAAAAGCUUAUUGAGAAAAAAUCUAUAAAAUCUGAACCUUUACAGGAAACUAAUCAAGAAAGCUGCAGGAUGUCCAGCAUGACAUUGCACCAAUCUGUUGGAAAUGUUGUACCAUCAAAAGAGAGCUCUUCUACUUUGUUAGUGCCAUUGACCCCUGAAAAGCUGUUGAGUGCAAGAGUGGCUACCUUUUCAGAGUUGUCUGUCAGCGGGGAGUUAUCAAAUCAAUCUGAACAUUCUGUUCAUACUAAAGAAGUAUAUGCUCGUAACAAUGCAUUAGAUCAGAUGAAUGCAUGUAUAGUUAUUCAAAAUGAAAAUUCUGCUUUAAAAGGUUUGAAUUCAUCUUGUUCUAAAGUAGAUGCUUGUGAGUUAGAGGGUGUGAAAAUUGACAGUUUGGAAAUGUCACAGUUGAAGCAAGUUAAUGAGCAGCAUCAGGCUUUGGUUGCAAGUUGUGAGGGAUCUGUGAGUGGUGAGCAAGAUAUGAAUAUAUCAGUUGAUAUGGAAGAAGAACAACUGUAUGGUUCUGAUUAUGAAUCAGAUAGCAAUCAUGCUUGUACUGUCCAUAUUGAUGAAGGUAGGCCUUGUGGCAAGGAAGAUGAUGAUUAUGAAGAUGGUGAGGUGCGGGAGCCAAUAUUGCAGUUAACAAAAGAAAAUACAAUUGCUUUGGGAACUGAUUCAAAAAAAAACAUUGAUUCUGGCCUUCAUGCUAUGGCUACUUCAUCUAAUGAUAAUAAUGUCCAAUCUAGUUGUGAUGAAAAAGAUGAAAUUGCCAUGAUUCAUCAUGAGGCAAUUAAUGAUUGUUCAAAAGAGUGUGGCGGCGACACAGUUUGUGAUAAGAUAGUUGAUCAAGUCUUGGGAAAAGGUGGUUCUUUGUCGACCUCAAUAUCAGAAAAUGUGCCAACAUGUUCUUAUGACUUUAUGCCUGUAAAUGUUACUCAACAGAUACAUUUUGAUCAAGCAGGAGCGGAAGAUAGACAAGAGGAAAAUAUAGAGGGUGUUUUAGGUGAUGGAGCAUUAGAUGCAAGCAAUGAUAUGAGAGUAACUGUUACCAAGAUUGAAGAUGCCAAUGGAACUAACAAAGCAGAACAGUUAAACUCUAGUUUGGCCAAUGCUGAAACACCUCUAAAUGGUAAUAGUGCUAGAGAUUCUAAUGCAAUUAAGAGCCGGAUUAUCAAUUUGCCUCGGACUUCUAAUUCCACUUCCCCUAGUAAAGCCAGAUCUGUUAUGGGUAGACCAUUGUCAUCACGAAGUGGAAGGGAAAGAUAUUUUGAUGCUCAGGAUGAGAGAUUACAUCUUAGUGGGAAUAGAGGUGAAAUGUACACUGAUUGUUCAAACAAAUAUGCCAGAGAGAGAAUUCGAGAUCGUCCUUAUGCAAGCUCCAGGGUAAGUUUCAUGCGUGGAAGAGGACGAGUUUCGGGCCGAUUUGGUAGGUCACAUCGUUAUUGGGAUUCUGAGCGUGAUUUUAGCUUCACUCGGCGGGAUGAUUACUGUUUUCCUAGACAUAAGCGUGCUGCUGCCAUUGGUGAUGCUGAAGUUGAACGGAAUGACUUUGAUAUUUCACCAAAUGGAGCUGUUAUGGGUCUAAGUAGAGGAAGGAAACACUUGAAUGGUGAGUCACCUUCUUUUCGGCAUUCUUCAUCAAGGAGGCUUUCUCCUGACAGGGAUGGUCAUGCAACCAUGGGCAUUCAAAUACUUGGUAGGAUGCCUAGAAAUAGUAGUCCGAGUAGAUGUAUUGAUGAAGAUGGUUCAGAGUUUGUCGGACUUAGGCAUGGUGAGAGGUUUGUGAGGAAUUUGCCGAAUGAUAUUAUUGAUCCUUUAUAUAGAUCAGAUGGGCAAUUUGUCCGUGGCAAAAAGUUUUUCCCCACCAUUCAAAGGAGAGAUUUUUCUCGAAUGCGAUCCAAAUCUCCAGAUGGAUCUCAAAGGCAUUCCCCUGGCCCUUGGACUUCUUCUCAUAGAAGAGCUAUGGAAGGACUUGAUGAUCUUUCUGAAUUGCAACAGCGUAGAUCUCCAGUUAUGUAUCGUGUAGAUAGGAUGAGGUCUCCUAAAUGUGAUUAUUUUUCUGAGGAAAUAGUUCCUAGAAGGCGUGGCUCUCCAUCCUAUGUGGCUCGUUCUUCUAACAACAUGAGGGAUGUGGAUGCUAUGCAGGAACAUGGGCACCCAAAUUCCUUAUCCAGUAGAAGUCCUAAUCGUCUCUUUCCUAGAAACACUAGGAGAGCUGAUGGUGUAAAUUGCCGAGAGAGGGUGGAUGAUGAUGAGUACUUUAGUGGGCCAAUAAAUUCGAGUAGAUUGCAUGAGCUUCGGGGGGAUGGAAGUAGUGAUGAGAGAAGAAAGUUUACUGAGAGACGAGGCGUUCGUUCUUUCAGACCUCCUUAUAGCAAUGACACUGAAAAUUUCCGUUUCCAUCCAGAUGGUGGACCUAGGAAUUUUGGGUCCUCUCCAGAGGAAGAUGCGGAGUUCAUGGAAAGAACCAAUACAAGGGAAAGGGAAUUUGAUGCACAUAUAGAAACUGGACCUGGGAUUGCACCUAGGAGAAUGAGAAACAUGGAAGAGCAAGAAGGAAACUAUCGACCACAACUUUGGCAUGGUGAUGGGUUUAAUGAUGCCUCUAGAUUGAAAAGAAGAAGAUUUUGACUUGUUGCCCAUGAUGUUUUUCUAGAUACUACAUUUGGCUCAAUGGCAUGUGAUUUUUGUUGGACCCGAGUUGAAUGUCAAGGCAUUAAUGAGAGCAAGAUGGGACCUAUACCCAUAGUGAACCGCAAUGGCACAAUGAUUCAUGUUUCUUUUUGAUUUCAUGCAGUUCAAAACUCAGUCUUAUGAACUUUUUUCGUGGGUAAAUAUUUUGAGCUGCAUGGGACUAGAUUUCACCUUUAGACUUCACCUGAAAGGCUCCGUUGAGGCUAUGAUUUGCCAGGUCCAACAGGGAAGGAGGUAGCACUCAACUAGAAUUCAGGUUCAAUGUUGUCUCUAUAAUGAGGAGAAAAAAUGCUAGCUUGUUUCUCCAUGAUGUUUCCAGGUUUGUGGACUGUUUGACUGAACCUGUAUGAAUAAGAAGCUUGCUUUUUAUUGGGGGCAAGAUGGGGGAGAUACUGGCAUAACAAAGCAGCAUUGGCAGUACCCA
This is a messenger RNA of Ipomoea nil (Japanese morning glory), 5187 nucleotides long. RefSeq lists its product as uncharacterized. NCBI's taxonomy places the organism in Eukaryota, Viridiplantae, Streptophyta, Magnoliopsida, Solanales, Convolvulaceae. The transcript has 5 exons. Bases 786 to 4700 code for a protein of 1304 amino acids. The record is from RefSeq and is a predicted model, not a curated record.